UUUAAGUCAGCCCUUCUUCUUAUAAUAUCCCCAAAUCCUUUGCAAACAAUAUGGCUGCGUCGUGGUAGAAAACGUGAAUGCAUAUAUAAACAAACACGACAGCUGCACUAACCUUGGGGGGGAAAAUAUCUUAAUCUGAAGUAAAUGGCCGGAAGCCUUUGUAAACGCCCAAAUAACAGACUCGAAGAAUGGCUUUAACGCUGUGCAGCUCAGUGUUCUGUAGAUAUCUGCGUUACGCUGUGUCGCAGCGACUUGGCAAUGCUUCUGCAGUGUUCCAAUCGGGUACCGUUUCCAGUCAGCUUAACAGGAAUGCACAGCGUGUCAGGCAUUUGCCAGCCUGUUUUAUCGCAAGUGACUCAAUGCUGGGUCAAGUAGUCGGUGGCAACAGAAAAGAAAAGGAAGACAGCUUUGGCCAGCACCCACCUGCAGUCUCCACAAGUAAAGCUGAGCAGACCUUCUUGUUGAUAAACCGUCCCGAUCAGCCAGAGAACGCCAAGGUGUUGAAAGUAGCCAUCAUUGGAACACCAAAUGCUGGGAAAUCAACUUUAUCUAAUCAGCUCCUGGGAAGAAAGGUGUUUCCAGUCUCUAAGAAGGUCCACACAACUCGGUCGCGGGCUCGGGGGAUCAUCACUGAACAAGACACACAGCUGAUUUUGUUGGACACCCCUGGACUCACUAACCCUCUUAAAGGAAAAAGGCAUCAGCUGGAGAAAUCCCUGCUCUUGGACCCAUGGAGCUCGGUCCAGGAAGCUAAUUUAGUGCUGGUUCUAGUGGACGUCUCGGACCAGUGGACCCGCAACAAACUGGGUUUGGAGGUGUUGCAGUGCCUUUCCAGAGCUCCAGAUAUCCCUGCUGUUCUUGUGCUGAAUAAGGUGGAUUUGUUAAAAAACAAAACCCUGCUUCUGGAUAUUACAGCAGAACUCACAGAAGGGACAGUAGGUGGAAAGAAACUCAAAAUCAAGACGCCUUAUAAAUCUGGGAAAAGGGACUCUACCAAGAGAGCAGACUGCAAAGAACCUGAGCUGGGACCAAAACAGCCUGUUCAAUGGGACAGCAUGGAGGGCACUGCCAUGGAUUCAGAGGGGCAGCUCAGCGACCAGGCAGGGAACCGAGAGACAGCAAAGAGCAGACAGGAAACGCAGGACCAGCUGAACAAAGAAACGCUGAAGGAACUGAAGGCCAGGAUUGGGUGGCCACACUUCCGUGAGGUCUUUAUGCUGUCUGCAGUGAAUGGGGAAGAAGUAGAAACACUCAAGCGUUACCUGGUCACUAUGGCUCAGCCAGGCUGCUGGGAGUUCCACAGUGGAGUGCUGACAGACCAGGACCCCCAGGAGAUCUGCAACAACAUCAUCCGGGAGAAACUGCUGGAGUCCCUGCCACAGGAGGUGCCUUACAACGUGAUCCAGAGCAUUGAGAUGUGGGAGGAGGGAGAGAACGGAGAGCUCAUAAUUCUUCAGAAACUGUACAUGAAAAAAGAAAGCCACGCGAAAAUGCUGAUUGGACAAGGAGGUCAGCUGAUCGGCAGGAUAGCCCGGGAAGCUGGAGAAGACCUGAUGAAUGUGUUCCUGUGUGACGUCAAGUUAAAACUCUCAGUCAAAGUGAAGAAACAGUAAACGCUUUCCGUGACAAGGUUUUUUUUUGUAUCUUAAAAGGGGGCUAAUAAUGGCUGUAAAAUAACACUGGAAAACCAAGCUUUUCUGAAAAUGCUUGUGUGCUAAUGAGGCAGACAUGUUCGUAAAGGUUAUUACCCCCUGAAAGAGCACCCUCUGCUGGUCAAAUGGGGAAGCUAAAUACAGAACCGCCCUGACACACACUUGCUCAACAGCGCAUUAUUACAGUUUGCAAUUUUGUGUUGCAGCAUUUUUUUUUUUAAUAUCAUAAUAUAUUGUUACUGCGGUAAAUGGCCGUCAAUGCUGUUGUAUUCAAUUGAUUUACGCAGUGACUGAUCUAAAUACUCACUUAUCACUAAAUAGGACCUUGCCCUCUGGCAUUUUACACAUUUCUACAGAUAGAAAUUCACAAAAGAAACACACAUGCACUGUUAGAUGUUUGAUUUUCAUAACCUUGGUACAAAUUUGCUCAGUAGCAGCAUUUCAAUCUGCUGUUGUGUGGAUCUAGACCCCAGUAUCUUUUUAAUGGAGUACAAUCCAGUCCGAUUCUGUAUCGUACUGUUUCUGAAUACAAAAUAAGGCACUUACAGCCGCCAGAUGAGGAAAGAAGGUUUAAUAGAGAGCUGGUUAUAACAGAGGCAAUCUUUGAUCUCCAGUUUGCAAAGAACUGACCUAGAGUGUGACCUUUUUUUUAUCAAGCUUGGAGUUUAAUCUGAAUUCAGUUGGUUACUGUACUCCAUUGAGGUUGUCAGCAGCUAGUCAUUUAAGACCCUGUUUAAUCGGUUUCUAUUUAAAAUGCUGCCUUUAGUGCUUGUAAGGCAUUCGGCGCCCAGAGGGAUAAGGGCAGUGGAGGCUGGGAGAUAAUUCUGUAAGGUGAUUUUGUUUUAUCUGUCAUGUAGCAGACCUGGGGUUGAUCCUGGCAGUAAUAGCAUCCAAGGGGCUUGGAUGCCUGUAGAUAAACCCGGGAAUGACGUGGGGACUGGACUCCACCUAUGUGGCCCCUCCUUGUUUUCAAAGCUUGCACGAGCUGAUAACCAGCCAGGGGCGGAAAACUUGAAUUCCUUUUCCAGCACGGCAGGGCUCUCUCUGAAACUAGGUCAGGUGGUUUUUGUACUGGGCUUUUGUCUCGAUUGCCAUUGAGAUUGCAGCAUCCCUCCCUCCCCACAUGCUAGCAAGGUCAUCCUGGUAGCACAGCAGCUUAAUAGUCUGCUACAGCAAAACCGUGUGUACAUUGUGCUGGCUGAGGGACUUAGUAAUACCAAACAUUGGUUCUUCUCCAUCUUAUUAAACACUUGCAUCAAAAAAUUAAAGAAAAGUUUGGUGAAUCGUUUAGUGUGUAGUCGCUUACACCAUAUAAUGUUUCAGGGCAAAACAGGACAUGGGGGUGGAAUUAGAAAAAGAAAGGUUUAUGUUUUUAAAAAUAACUCCCAUUGUCUUUGCCAGUUUUACCGCAGCAUAGAGAACUAGCAAGGAACUGUAGGUGUAUGAUGUAGGACCAUCUGAUUUGAGUCAUUUUUUUCAAAGUUUAUAACCUGUUUUCUAACAUUUUGAACUGGGCAUCCAGGCAAAUGCUUUGGGAAUCUUGCCAGUUGUAUCUCAGGAGCUGGUCAUACAAAACAUUUUGUUGUGUGUCUUUAACACAGUUUAUGAUGAUUAACUCCAGCAAGACAAAAACCUGACGGUCGUAAGUUUUGCCUCAAUGUCGGUUUCUGCUGAUGAAAUAACCUUUAAUACAGAGCAAAUGCUUCAUCAUAUCCUGCUUGCCUCAUUUUAUUAAUUAGGGCAGAGCAGGGUUUAUCUUGUUUACAUAUACAGCAGCUUAACCAGAAGAUGACACCCAGGGCUGGAGGGAGGAAUAAACCUGAAUAGUCAAGGGGUAACACAGCACCACAGUGUAGCCUAUGCAGCGACACAGUAUCAUAACAUCACCAUAGUACUUUUGAUUAUAUUGGUUACUUUUAAGGUAACAGAUUCUGUAAGUCUACCAAACAAAACACAUUUCAUUAAGGUGAUUGCAAUUUGAAGCAACAAUCUUUGAGAAUCUCAUACUAUAAUAAUGUAUAUCUGGGAAAAAAAAAAAAACAUGCAGACGAAUUAUUGAAAUAUUAAACUUUAAUAUUUUGUUGUCCGAGUUCAAUAAUUUUUUUUUUAACAGACAUCAAUUAAAUACCUUGAGGUGUUUCAAUGCUACUGUUAUUUAUGCUUGGUUAUAUGUAUUUUUUAUAACAUAGCUUUUUCAAAUGUAUAAAGAGUUCCGUCUGUAUGUUACCUGUAAAUAAACAGAAUGACAACAAAUAAUGUUUGAAAAGUUUUUAUUCCGUACAGAGUAAGUUUCUUGCAUCGUAAGUCGUAGCCAACUCCUAUUUGAAAAACAUGCCUAAAGCUUUUCUACCCCCGUUAUUAAUGACCAAAAUAGACUGAAAACUGGAUUGUAAAAUAAACUACAGCUAAUGAAUCAACGUUAGCCAUGUCCACCGAAGUUUAAUACAUUCAUAAAAAAUAAAAAAAAAACACAA
Molecule: messenger RNA, 4126 nt
Organism: Acipenser ruthenus (sterlet)
Lineage: Eukaryota; Metazoa; Chordata; Actinopteri; Acipenseriformes; Acipenseridae
Product: GTPase Era, mitochondrial-like
Exons: 11
Coding region: 189-1613 (474 amino acids)
Biological process (GO): ribosomal small subunit assembly
Cellular component (GO): mitochondrial matrix
Molecular function (GO): ribosomal small subunit binding; GTP binding; rRNA binding
Source: RefSeq, a predicted model, not a curated record